CCGCCCGCCGACGUCGUCCUCCUCGACCCGAAAGACUACCUGGAGAUCCCCUGGGCUGAGCUGCGCUCCAUGGUCGAACCGUCCUUUGCUGAGAGAUCGUUGAUCUACCACAAAGAUUACCUCAGCGAUGCGACCAUCGUGACAUCUUCUGCGGUCAAUAUCACUGAACACGUUGUCCUGACUGUUGACGGCCACUCUCUUCCAUAUGAUUAUCUCAUCAUAGCGACUGGCCAUGCUUUGGCUUCUCCUGCCAGCAGAGCUGAAAGGAUAAAUGAAUUCCAGAGAGAUAAUGGGAAGAUAGAGUCAUCAGAAUCUGUGCUGAUAAUUGGGGGUGGUCCAACUGGUGUUGAACUGGCUGGAGAGAUUGUGGUAGACUACCCAGGGAAGAGGGUGACCCUUAUCCAUAGAGGACCGCGUUUACUCGAAUUCAUUGGAGAUAAGGCUUCAAAGAAGUGCCUUGAUUGGCUUACUUCGAAGAAAGUAGACGUGCUCCUUCAGCAAUCGGUUGACUUGGGCUCAUUAUCAGACACAGAGAAGGUGUACAAGACAUCAGACGGAGAAACAGUAACAGCUGAUUGCCACUUUGUAUGCAUUGGAAAGCCACUGAGUUCGUCGUGGCUACAUGAUACCAUCCUAAAGGAAUCCUUGGACAGCAAGGGGAGAGUAAUGGUGGAAAAGGAUUUAAGAGUGAAAGGUUUUAAUAACAUUUUCGCGAUUGGUGACAUCACAGAUAUUCCUGGGGUGUUUGGUUCCAAGGACUAA
Messenger RNA from Zea mays, 762 nucleotides. Its product is annotated as apoptosis-inducing factor homolog A. The coding region runs from base 70 to 762 and encodes 230 amino acids. Gene Ontology annotation, molecular function: electron-transferring-flavoprotein dehydrogenase activity; flavin adenine dinucleotide binding. The transcript is spliced from 4 exons. Gene Ontology annotation, cellular component: cytoplasm. Lineage: Eukaryota; Viridiplantae; Streptophyta; Magnoliopsida; Poales; Poaceae. The record is from RefSeq and is a predicted model, not a curated record.